CUUUUUUUUUUUUUUCUUUUUUUUUUUUUUAGUUUAGUAAAUUAAUGCAGCAAGAAACUCCCAAGAUCUGGCAAGCCCUAGCAGGGGAGAGAGGGCAGAGGGGAAAUGAAAUGCAUUAGGAGGACACUGAGCCACUUCCUUUCUGAGUGCAAUGGGAGUGCUUCCCAAGAAACUUCCCCUUCACUCUGGCCCUGAGCAAUGGGACAUCUUCCCUACAGCAGCAAUAACUUAUUCGGGAGGAAAAUAACCCAGGAAGCUGGAAUCAACAGCACCCAAACGGCAAGCAGGAAAGCAACACGACCGGGACUGCAGCACGGCUUCACACUGACAAAUUCCUGUGGAUGUAAUUAGGAAGACACCCCGGCUAGCAGCAGAGAUUAAAGCCCCGGGUUGUUGAGGGUCGCCCCCCUCCCAUCCAACCCCACCACCCCGAUGGCAAAUCUACAUCCCCUGCAUCUCUCCCACUCGCCAGCCUGAUGUCCGGAACGGGAUCCAGCUGAAGGGAGAUCUCGGUGCUGGAAGCCUGGUCCUCCGGCCCCGAAGCAAGCACUGCAGUGGCGGGGCACAGCGGAGAGGCGGGCCAAGCUAAGCCAAGGCAGCGCCGGAGCGGAGAGGAGCCGCCGGCAGAUCCGCAGGCGACCGCGGAGCGCCCAUCACCGCCGCUGUCCAGGGUGCUGAGCGGGGCCGCCCUCUCCGCUGCUGUCCGGGGUGCUGAAGGAGCCGCCCCGGCCUUGCCCCCGGCCCGGGGGGGGUGGUUCGCUUCUCUCACUAAUUCUCCCCCAAGUGCCGGGCUACUUUAUUGGCCAACCCCACCGGCCCACCCCUCGCGGAGUACAAAAUAAACAUCAUAGUGAGAGCUGGAAAAAUGUGCAACGUCAACGCGCUCGGAGUCUACGUGUGGGAGACGAUCGUUUUCUUCAGCCUGGCAGCUUCCAAAGAAGCUGAAGCAGCAGCACGAUCUGCGCCCAAGCCCAUGUCUCCUUCUGAUUUCUUGGAUAAGCUGAUGGGGCGGACUUCAGGAUACGACGCCAGGAUCAGGCCAAAUUUCAAAGGCCCACCAGUGAAUGUCAGCUGCAACAUAUUUAUCAACAGCUUUGGUUCAAUAGCAGAAACGACAAUGGAUUAUAGGGUGAAUAUCUUCUUGCGGCAGCAAUGGAAUGAUCCGAGGCUGGCAUACAAUGAAUACCCAGAUGACUCCCUGGACCUGGACCCUUCUAUGCUAGACUCCAUCUGGAAGCCUGACUUGUUCUUUGCAAAUGAGAAAGGGGCCCAUUUCCAUGAGAUUACUACAGACAACAAGCUGCUGAGGAUUUCCAGAAAUGGGAAUGUACUCUACAGCAUCAGGAUCACACUGACUCUGGCCUGCCCCAUGGACCUGAAGAACUUCCCCAUGGAUGUACAGACAUGCAUCAUGCAAUUAGAAAGCUUUGGCUACACAAUGAAUGAUCUAAUAUUUGAGUGGCAAGAAAAAGGAGCUGUACAAGUUGCUGAUGGGCUGACAUUGCCUCAGUUUAUCCUAAAAGAAGAAAAAGACUUGAGAUACUGCACAAAGCACUACAACACAGGCAAAUUCACCUGUAUAGAGGCUCGUUUCCACCUGGAGCGGCAGAUGGGUUAUUACUUGAUCCAGAUGUACAUCCCCAGCCUGCUCAUCGUCAUCCUCUCCUGGGUCUCCUUCUGGAUCAACAUGGAUGCAGCACCAGCACGGGUUGGCCUGGGGAUCACCACCGUGCUCACUAUGACCACUCAGAGCUCUGGUUCCCGAGCAUCACUGCCCAAGGUGUCUUAUGUGAAGGCUAUUGACAUCUGGAUGGCCGUGUGCUUGCUGUUUGUGUUCUCUGCACUUCUAGAGUAUGCUGCUGUUAAUUUCGUGUCCCGGCAGCACAAAGAGCUUCUCAGGUUCAGAAGGAAGAGAAGGCAUCAUAAGAGUCCCAUGCUGAAUCUGUUCCAGGAGGAUGAAGCCGGUGAAGGCAGGUUCAACUUCACCGCCUACGGGAUGGGGCCAGCUUGCCUACAAGCCAAGGAUGGCAUCUCCGUCAAGGGUGCCAACAACAACAACACAGCCAACCCUGUCCCCCCACCGUCCCGCUCCCCCGAGGAGAUGCGAAAGCUCUUCAUCCAGCGAGCCAAGAAGAUCGACAAGAUCUCACGCAUCGGCUUCCCCAUGGCCUUCCUCAUCUUCAACAUUUUCUACUGGAUCAUCUACAAGAUCGUCCGCAGAGAGGAUGUGCACAACCAGUGAGGGAAGGAGCGCAGCUGAGAGGGAGAGAGCAAUCCUUUAUAUAUGUGCAAUAGCAAUGCAGCAAUGCAUGAAUUUAAGAAUGUGGCAAUAUCUACUAAAAAACAAACAAGAAAAAGCAGGGGGGAGGGGGGCUGGGAGGGACUUUUAAUCAUGUGAACCAAGGAUAAGAGGCACAGGGAGAAGAAAACAAGCUCUUGAGUCAGGGAGAGCAAGGGUAGGGUUUAGUUUUACAGCAUAGGAAGGUUUGGAUUGCUCCAGCUGCAAUCCAAGCACUGUAAUAUAUUACUAUAUAUUCAUGCUUAAUUAUAAUGCAAAAGAAAACAAUCAAAAAAGAAAAGAAAAAAAAAAGAUGAAAAAAAUCCUUUUUUUAAAGCCUAUUAACAGCUUAGAUUCUCAAGUCACUGGAAUGAUCCAUAACUCCAUGUGCAGAAACGUCCACAAUCACGCUUUAUCUGACUUUUGCUAUAGAAAGGCCAUACCAGUAAAGCACGUGGGG
Coturnix japonica (Japanese quail) is the source of this 2738-nucleotide messenger RNA. It is a transcript of the gene GLRA1, whose product is annotated as glycine receptor alpha 1. The record is from RefSeq and is a predicted model, not a curated record. Gene Ontology annotation, biological process: monoatomic ion transmembrane transport; chloride transport. NCBI's taxonomy places the organism in Eukaryota, Metazoa, Chordata, Aves, Galliformes, Phasianidae. Gene Ontology annotation, molecular function: transmembrane signaling receptor activity; glycine binding; transmitter-gated monoatomic ion channel activity. Gene Ontology annotation, cellular component: plasma membrane; postsynaptic membrane.